AGCAGUAUAUUUUUAAGGUUAUAAGAAUGUUGCCUGUAAUCGCCUUAUAGCCAGUGUUGAAUGUUAAUUUUACCCUGUACAAAAGUUUAUUGUACCUGUUGGCGUGAUUAAGUACUUAUUUUAAUGGUUGCAAAGAAUUUGAUGAAAUUUUAAUAUGCAAUAAAUUUUAUGAACAUUUAAGACUUUUUCUCAAUGUUGCUGUUUAUAGUGGGAUGCAUUGUUCUGAAUUUCAUUGUGCUUGAAAAUAACCAAAGAUAUUAGCCAAGAAUAAGUGAUCUUAAAAUUUGUUUCUACUGCCCACCGCAGAGAAAUUGGAUGCAUUGAUGUGAAUUUCAUGGUGCUUGAAGACAACCAAAGAUAAUAGCCAAGAAUAGGUUAUCUUAAAAUUUGUUUCUACUGCCAGCCACAGAGAAAGCAAGACAUUUUAAUUUCCUAAUAGGAUUUUUAUAAUACUGUAUGAAUUUUUUAUUACUAUGAUUUUUUUAUUGCUAUGUAUUUAUUACUAUGAGUUACUCUGAUACUCAUUUCAUUGUAAAACUUAGAUGUAUUUAUAACAAUUUGAGUACUACUUUUGCUUUAGUUUUUUAAAAUGUCCAGUAAUAGUUAUUAAUAUCCAACAAUAGUAUCCUGAAAUAAACUUGAGUAAAAUUUUUAGUGAAGUUUUUCUACAAAUAUAUUUUAACGUGCUUUAAGACAGUUCACUCUUACAAAAUCUUAUUAUUGCAAUAUAUUUAGAUCUUUGAAAUUAUAAUUUGUAAUAUACAGAUUAAUACCGUUGCAUUUUAUACAAUAUGAGUUCUUUAGCAGACAGUAACAUGUUUAGGCUUGAUGUUAAUACUAAUAAGAAACUUUAUUUUUGUGUUAUAUGCAAUAAGAAUUUUUCUCGGAAGAAUCGCACUGUGCACAUUCGCUCUCAUACAGGUGAGAAACCUUAUUCUUGUAGUAUAUGCAAUAAGAAUUUUUCACAGAAGAUUAAUCUGACAGUGCACAGUCGCUCUCAUACAGGUGAGAAACCUUAUUCUUGUAGUAUAUGCAAUAAGAAUUUUUUUGAUAGGUAUCAACUGACUAAACACAAUCUUACCCAUACUGGUGAGAAACCUUAUUCUUGUAGUAUAUGCAAUAAGAGUUUUGCACAGAAGUAUAAUCUGACUGUGCACAGUCACUCUCAUACAGGUGCAAGACCUAAACCUUAUUCUUGUAGUAUAUGCAAUAAGAAUUUUGUAGAUAGGUAUCAACUAACUAACCACAAUCGUACUCAUACUGGUGAGAAACCUUAUUCUUGUAAUAUAUGCAAUAAGAAUUUUUCACAGAAGAUUUAUCUGACUGUGCACAGUCACUCUCAUACUGGUGAGAAACCUUAUUCUUGUAGUAUAUGCAAUAAGAAUUUUUUAGAAAAGUCUCAACUAACUAACCACAAUCGUACUCAUACUGGUGAGAAACCUUAUUCUUGUAAUAUAUGCAAUAAGAAUUUUUCACAGAAGAUUUAUCUGACUGUGCACAGUCACUCUCAUACAGGUGCGAAACCUUAUUCUUGUAGUACAUGCAAUAAGAAUUUUUCUCAUAGGUCUAAUCUGACUAAACACAUUCGUACUCAUACAGGGGAGAAACCUUAUUCUUGUAGUAUAUGCAAUAAGAAUUUUUCACAGAAGAGUAGUCUGAAUGUGCACAUUUUCUCUCAUGCGAAAGAGAAACCUUAUUCUUGUAGUAUAUGUUUUAAAAGUUUUCCAUUAAGGUGUCAUCUAAUUAAACACAGUCGCUCUCAUGCAGGGGAGAAACCUUUUUCUUGUAGUAUAUGCAAUAAGAAUUUUUCAGAGAAGAGUACUCUGACUAGACACAGUCGCACUCAUACUAAAGAGAAAGCUUAUUCUUGUAGUAUAUGCAAUAAGAAUUUUUCAGCGAAGAGUACACUAAAUGAGCACAGUCUCACUCAUACUGGUGAGAAACCUUAUUCUUGUACUAUAUGCAAUAAGAGUUUUUCAAUUAAGAGUUCACUAACUAGACACUAUCGUACUCAUACUGGUGAGAAACCUUAUUCUUGUACUAUAUGCAAUAAGAGUUUUUCAGCUAAGAGAACACUAACUAAACACAAUUGCACUCAUACUGUAAACAACCUUGAUCUUGUAACUUAGGUAAUACAUUUUUUCAUUGUUUUUUUUUAUUUAUCUUUUACAUAAUUGUCUUAUCUUUUACAUAAUUGUAAUUCUAUUUGCCUUUGAGUAACUUAAAUAAUUCAUUUAGUCAGUGUAAUAAAGGUUUUUUUGAAAUAAAGUGAUCUACCCUUUCA
Parasteatoda tepidariorum (common house spider) is the source of this 2284-nucleotide messenger RNA. RefSeq lists its product as uncharacterized. The record is from RefSeq and is a predicted model, not a curated record. Lineage: Eukaryota; Metazoa; Arthropoda; Arachnida; Araneae; Theridiidae. Gene Ontology annotation, biological process: regulation of transcription by RNA polymerase II. Gene Ontology annotation, molecular function: DNA-binding transcription factor activity, RNA polymerase II-specific; RNA polymerase II cis-regulatory region sequence-specific DNA binding.